ACCGGAAGCAGCUGAUCGAGGCCGAACGGAAGUGCUCAGUACGUGUUUCCGGCGACUCGACCGGGAACGGAUGUUAUGAUUGUGAAGCUGUGAGCAGGUGUGAUGGGAGUUCAUGGACUGUGGAAGCUCUUGGAAAGCACCGGAAAACCCAUCAAUCCGGAAACACUGGAGGGGAAGAUCUUGGCUGUCGACAUCAGUAUCUGGCUGAAUCAGGCGGUGAAAGGCGUGCGGGAUCGAGACGGGAAUGCGGUUCUCAACGCUCAUCUCCUCACGCUCUUCCAUCGGCUCUGCAAGCUGCUAUUCUUCCGCAUCAGACCCGUGUUCGUGUACGAUGGAGACGCGCCGCUGCUCAAGAAACAGACGCUGGCGAUCCGGAGACAACGGAGGGAAGAAAUGAGCCGCGAGUCCAGACAGACCAACGAAAAACUCCUUCAGACGUUCCUGAAGAGACAGGCCAUCAAAGCAGCUCUAGGGGAUCGAAGUGAAGAGUCGGUGCCCAGCCUGUCGACUGUGAGGCGCGAUGGUCCGGAUGACAUGUACGUUCUUCCCGCGCUUCCUCCUGAUGAGGACCGAGACGAGAGCAGUUCAGAGGAGGAGCGAGAUGGAGACGAAUCUCUGCAGACCUACAGCAGACUUCAGGAAGAGAUCUAUCACAAUCCUAACUCUGUGGACAUCAACUCUGAGGAGUUUUCCCUCAUGCCGCCGGAGAUCAAACACGAAAUCUUGAAAGAAAUGAAGGAAUUCAACAAGAGGCGACGCACACUGUACCACAAACCACCAGAGAGGUCCGGUGAGUUCUCGCAGUAUCAGCUGGCGGGUCUCCUUCAGAGGAACAAGCUCAACCAGCGUCUGGAGGGAGUGCAGAAGGAGAUGAACCACGCGCCGAGCAACAGCGUCUCUGAGGAGCGCGAGAGCAGCGGUCGACACGUGGAGACGCGCCGGCUCGUGUCGGAGGACGCGUCACACUACAUCCUCAUUACAGGGUCUCAGAAGAAAGCCAGCGCUCCAGAGAGUCGGCCGGCUCCAGCGCUGUGGUCCAGUUCCCCGUGGGAUCGCGAAGCCAAGCCUAAAGGGAAACCCGAGCCCUUGUGGCGACCCGUGAACGAGAUCGACGCGAAGAAGAACCAGCCGUCCUCCUCUUCCUCCUGUGCUAAGGAGGAAGAUCAUCCAGCGUCUCCUCGCACUCUUCAGGCCAUCCAGAACGCCAUGAUGGACAGCAGCUCUGAGGAAGAAGACACGACACGCAGAACAACCCGAUCCGAGGAUGAAGAGGGACGUGUGUCGCCUCGAACUCUACAGGCCAUCCAGAACGCCAUGAUGGACCCGCCGGCGCACAAACACAAGACCUACGUCAUCGCCAGCAGCUCGGACGACGAGGAUGAGGCAAAGAAUCAGGACAGAACACCUCUCAUCCCCAGCUCUGCAACAGAGACACGAGAGACACGAGAGCAAAGACACCCGGGGGAUUCCUCUGAUCUGAGAACAGACAGAGCGCAAGAAAACAAACCCGAGAGUGGAGAUAACGAGGAGGAAAGCGGCUCUGAACAGACACGAGAGCCACGAGACGCCGCAGUGAACCAGCAUUCCUCUGAUCUGAGAACAGACAGAACGCAAGAAAACAAACCUGAGAGAGGAGAAGAUGAUGAGGAGGAGCAAAGCAGCUCUGAAGAGAGUUUCAUCGAGGUGUCUGAUGUGGAGGAGCCGCCUGAAGCAGAGCAGUCUCACAGCAGAGUCCAUCACGAGGAGCAUGAAGAGGAGGAAGAGGAGGAGGAGCGCAGAGACGAAGAGGAGGAGGAGCGCAGAGAGGAAGACGACACUGAGGGAGUCGACGAGGCCGUGGAUGAAGAUCCUGCUGCCACUGAGUGGGAUCAUAUCGACAUGGAGGAUCUGCUGCAGAUGGACAGAGACCUGCAGGAUGAGCAGGUGAUCCUGAGAGAGCAGAAACAGCAUCAGGAGCGCAGCAGCUCCAGCGUCACCGGACAGAUGUGCCAAGAGACUCAGGAGCUGUUGCGUUUGUUUGGCGUGCCGUUCGUAGUGGCGCCGAUGGAGGCCGAAGCCCAGUGUGCGGCGCUGGACCGGCUCGACCAAACGCACGGCACCAUCACCGACGACAGCGACAUCUGGCUCUUCGGCGGACGCCACGUCUACAGGAACUUCUUCAGCCAGAACAAAUACGUGGAGCUUUACCAGUCAGCUGACAUGCAGAACCAGCUCGGUCUGGACAGGAGUAAACUGAUAAACCUGGCGUAUCUGCUGGGCAGCGAUUACACCGAGGGGAUCCCGGGAGUCGGCUUCGUCACAGGGAUGGAGAUCCUCAAUGAGUUUCCAGGCGCUGGAUUAGAGCCGCUCCUUCAGCUGAGUGAAUGGUGGGCUGAGGCUCAGGAGAAUAAGAAAAUGGCUGCCAAUCCCAAAGACACAAAAGUCAAGAAGAAACUGAGGAAUCUUCAUCUUCAUCCGGGUUUUCCCAACCCUUCCGUGGCUCAGGCGUACCUGCAUCCCAGCGUCGACCAAUCAGACGCCUCGUUCAGCUGGGGCCGCCCACACCUGGAGCUCAUCAAAGAGUUCUGCCGGAGCCGCUUCGGCUGGACCAGCAGGAGGACUGAGGACACUCUGCAGCCGGUGCUGAAGCAGCUGCAGUCUCAGCAGACGCAGCUGCGCAUCGACUCGUUCUUCCGUCUGGAGCAGCAGGAGAAGCAGUUGAUCCGAAGCCAGCGUCUGCGCAGAGCCGUCACAUGCCUGAAGAGAAAAGAGAGAGAUGAAGAAGAAGAGGAAGAAGAGAGAGAAGAGGAGGAUGAAGAGAUGGCCGGGAGUUCGUCAGCUGGAGGCUUCAUGGAGUCAGCGGGUCACGAGAUGAGGGGCGGAGACGUGGGCGGAGUCACGCCCAUGAUGUCAUCGAGGGGGGCGGAGUCCGGCAGCUCCAGCUCAGAGGAUGAUGCUGAAGGUGGGAUGGGCGUUGCUAUGGUUACAGCUCGUUCUGCGUUCGAGCGGCAAACGAGAGGAAGAGGGAAACGAGGAGGAAGAGGAAGGAGCAAGAACAGAUCAUGACGACAAACACGAGAGCAUCAGAGAUAGGAUGGAUGUACAUGUUUAUACGCUAUAGUGCUGGUUCAUUA
Messenger RNA from Rhinichthys klamathensis goyatoka, 3113 nucleotides. It is a transcript of the gene ercc5, whose product is annotated as excision repair cross-complementation group 5. Lineage: Eukaryota; Metazoa; Chordata; Actinopteri; Cypriniformes; Leuciscidae. Gene Ontology annotation, biological process: nucleotide-excision repair. The record is from RefSeq and is a predicted model, not a curated record. Bases 103 to 3045 code for a protein of 980 amino acids. The transcript has 18 exons. Gene Ontology annotation, cellular component: nucleus. Gene Ontology annotation, molecular function: single-stranded DNA binding; DNA endonuclease activity.